Molecule: messenger RNA, 1629 nt
Organism: Notolabrus celidotus (New Zealand spotty)
Lineage: Eukaryota; Metazoa; Chordata; Actinopteri; Labriformes; Labridae
Gene: fndc5a
Product: fibronectin type III domain containing 5a
Exons: 6
Coding region: 421-1080 (219 amino acids)
Molecular function (GO): protein binding
Source: RefSeq, a predicted model, not a curated record
AGGCUGAAAUGCACAAAGCCAGCACGUUCAUAACCGUGUGCAGUAGCCGAACGGUGCUGAACUACAUCCAGCUUCACCAGGAGAAUCAUCAAGAGCAGAUCGGGGAGGGGUCUUAUUUCUGGGGGGGGGUUUCACCGUUUUCUUUUGGUGCACGGACCGACAACUCAAGCGACGUUUCGCAGGUUGCCGGUGACACGGGGGUGAUGGAGGCUUUGGAAUGAACAGAUGUGUUGCAGAUGCGCUGUCCGAGGUACUGGAAAAGCCACAGACAGACCCGCCGUUGUCCUUUUUUCCAGGCGAGACGAAACACAUGAACUGACGUGAAUGCCGAGCAGCAAAACACGGCACACCAGUUCGACUGUUAACACAUAACCCUUACCAGGAGUAAAUGGGACCGCACGUCGACCGAGCGUUAGAAAGAUGGAGAGAAUUUUGUUCUUGCUCGUCCUCAGCUGUCUCUGCGUCUCUCGAGUCACAGCGGAUAGCUUGUCCCCACCAGUCAAUGUGACCAUCAAAGCAGUGAAAGCAAACUCUGCGGUGGUGACAUGGGACAUCCCAGAUGGAGACCCCGUCAUUGGCUUUGCCAUCACACAGCAGAAGAAAGAUGUGCGAAUGCUUCGAUUCAUCCAAGAAGUCAACACCACUACCCGGUCCUGUGCAUUGUGGGACUUGGAGGAAGAGACAGACUACAUUGUGCAUGUCCAAUCUAUCAGCAUUUCUGGAACAAGUCCUUUGAGUGAACCUCUGCGCUUCCGAACCCCAAAGGAGGCAGAAACUCAGGCCUCUAAAAGUAAAGACGAAGUGACAAUGGAGGAGGUGGGCCAGUCCACACAGCUGAGGGCAGGGGAACUCAUCAUCAUUGUGGUGGUACUUAUCAUGUGGGCAGGUGUGAUUGCUCUCUUCUGUCGCCAGUAUGACAUUAUUAAAGACAAUGAGCCCAACAACAACAAGGACAAAGCCAAAAACUCCUCUGAGUGCAGCACUCCUGAACAUCCAACUGGGGGGCUGUUGCGCAGUAAGAUUCCCAAGAACAACAAUAACAACAGCAGGAUUCCAUCUGUGAACAUCAUUGAGGUGUGACUUCAGGACAUCUUCUCUUUAUCCAAAAGACUGUGUUCUCACAAAUAAGUCAGCCCCUUUCAAAUCCUUCUGUCAUCAGGAUAAGACUGGGACUGUGGGCUCCUUGGAAAAGCUUGCGCUCCUUUGGCCUGGUACAGAGUAGGACUCCAGACUUUCAGACACAGCAUGGCCGGUGCUGGUCUGAGAGCAGUGGUAUGUGUCUGCAAGUGCUCAACAACUACUGUAGCACUGGGCAGCAGAUGUGAACAAAAAGUGAAGGUGAACCAAUCUUGAAGCCAAAACCAAUGGACAGAACUGGAGACCAUUUUAUUCUCUCUCUUCCUCUGCCACUUCUUCCUUCUUGUCAUCUUCCAGCUGGUUAUCAACAACUACAAACAAGACAUUUUGCAAUCAUCCCUUCUUGUACAUUGUACUUUAAUGUCAUCUUCUACACUGUUUUUUUCACAACAUUCCAUUUUUCUAUGCGUCUUGAAGGUGAACAGAAAAGUUGCAUGCAUCACUUGUUAUACUUAUCUGACUCUGAACAAGGUGCGUCCGAACAGCUUUCUU